AUGCGUGCAGGUUCUUAUAUUGAUUUACCCCUUGCUAUUAAAAAGAAACAUGCUUGUGUCAACAUUCAGAACACAGAUAAUAAAUGUUUUAAAUGGGCCAUAUUAUCAGCUUUGUAUGAACCAAUAAGAGAUUCAAAUCGCGUUUCAAAGUAUAUCCAAUAUGAGAAUGAACUAAAUUUCACAGGAAUUGAGUUCCCUGUUUCUCUCAAAGAUAUUUCAAAAUUUGAGGCUCUAAAUAAUAUCUCAAUCAACGUGUACGGACUUUCAAGGAAAAAUAAGAAUUUUAAUGUCUACCUAUUACAUCUUACCUCACAGAAAAAGGUUUGCCACUUAAACCUUUUGCGAAUUGAAGACCAUUACAUAGAUGAGGAUGAUGAUGAUAAUGAUGAAUUACCUAUCAUCUCUUUCAACUACCACUAUGUCUGGAUAAAAGACUUAUCAAAACUUGUUGGUUCACAAUUGUCGAAGAAAAAAAGUAAAAAGUACAUCUGUGACCGUUGUCUUCAUUACUUUGGAGAUGAAUUGAAACUCACUGAACAUGAAGAAACAUGCAGAAAAAUGAAUGAUACUAGAAUUAGGCUACCACAACAAGGUAAAAAUUUUGUUGAAUUCAAAAAUUUUCAAAACAAGGAACGUGUACCUUUCAUUAUUUAUGCUGACUGUGAAAGCCUUUUGAUUCCUGCUGAAAAACAACAAGAGCCAAGCAACACCGAGGUCUUUCAAAAUCAUAAAUUGCUUAGUAUUGGAUACUACUUAAAGUGUGGUUUUAAUAACUCGUUGUCUUUAUACAAAGCGUCUCCAAAAGAUGAAGAAAAUCCCGCCCUAUGGUUUUCUAAAGAGUUGAAAAACUUGCAAGAAAAUCUAGAGCCUAUAUUUAAAAAUUUUAAGCCAAUGCAACCACUAACUCUAGAACAAUUGACAGAUUUUAGAAAUGACAAUACAUGUCAUAUUUGCAAUAAGAAAAUCGCGAAUGGGGAUGUAAAAGUAAGAGAUCAUAAUCAUCUAACUGGGGAAUAUCGGGGCGCCGCGCAUCAAGAUUGUAAUGUAAACUACCACGAAUCACCGACCAUACCUGUUGUUUUUCACAACCUCAGUGGUUGUGACGCGCACUUCAUUAUUGAAAGUAUUGCUACUGAAUUUGAAGGAAAAGUUGAUCUGCUUCCAAUAAACAAAGAAAAGUAUAUCAGCUUUACUAAAAAUAUUAAAGGUAGUAUUAUCAACUUUCGAUUUAUUGAUUCUUUCAAAUUUAUGGCAUCAUCAUUGGACAAAUUAGCUUCCUAUCUCGACGAAUACAAAAUUGUGCUAUUGUACUUUGAUAUGAGCGUAGGUAAAAGAUUUAUUCAUUUGUAA
Molecule: messenger RNA, 1350 nt
Organism: Leptopilina heterotoma
Lineage: Eukaryota; Metazoa; Arthropoda; Insecta; Hymenoptera; Figitidae
Exons: 1
Coding region: 1-1350 (449 amino acids)
Molecular function (GO): nucleic acid binding
Source: RefSeq, a predicted model, not a curated record